UCCCAGGCGGUAUUCCUCCAUCAGAUUUGUUAGGGCUUCUCCAUUAGUUCUCUCUCAGACGUUAUUAAGGCGACAACAUGCUGUCCGAGCUCGAGUGCGGGAUCUGUUACCGGCUUUUCGACACUGGCCGUCGCUGUCCACGCCGGCUGGACUGUAAACACAGCUUUUGUGAAAGUUGCUUACUGACACUCGCGGCGUGUCAAAGCGAACCCUCUCAGUCCGGAUCUCGGAUCAUUUGCGCCUUUUGCCGACACACCACACUUCUGAACGAGGAGAAACUGAGAGACAACCUUCCAGUGGACGAGGACAUUUUGGUUCGCCUGGAGGUGGACGGUGUCCUCGGGGAAACCGAGAGCGACGCUGAGGAUGACGAAGAGCCGAGGACUGAGACAAGCAGCCAUUCUAAAGAAGAUCAUUUACCCACGACUCACAGAGGACGAGUGUGGAGAUCGAUCAAGCGUCUCUACAAGAAACUGAAAGGACCGAAUCAGCGUGGCUGUAUUACUGAUGCUGAAAUGAGGGACCUGGCCCUGAUGGCUUGCUACAUGGUGUAAAAAGCUUGGACUGAUGAACUUGAACUAUUGGAUGCAGACCAAUGGAGAGUUGGUGCAUGGAUAAUUCAUUUCAGAGCCACCUGAAAGUGCCAGAUUCGUUCCCCCCGCAGGCUACGAAGGAGAGAAGGGAAACAACCACAAGAAAAGAGGAAGGCAGGGUGCAUCAUGCAUCAACUUAAACUGCCUCGUGUUGAACGUUUUGCAUAUUACAUUUUCCAUACUGUGAAAAGCUGCUGUGAAUGUUAUAGCUGUAUGGUGGACUGCAGGUGACUUGCACUCUGAAUGUCAAGUAAUUUAUAACAAAGCAUGAAUUCUAAUGUGUUAACCUUUCACUUUAGCUUCUUGUAAAUAGACGUUUGUAUUUAUGAUACUUUUGUAAUAAUUUUUUCUAUGUUCAAUAAAGGUAUUUUAUUGUA
Molecule: messenger RNA, 970 nt
Organism: Hemibagrus wyckioides
Lineage: Eukaryota; Metazoa; Chordata; Actinopteri; Siluriformes; Bagridae
Product: E3 ubiquitin-protein ligase-like
Exons: 2
Coding region: 78-554 (158 amino acids)
Source: RefSeq, a predicted model, not a curated record